GAGAAAAGGAAAAGUGAUAGAUGACAACGCGCCUAUAUAUAUCUCACAGUCAUGAAGAAUUAGCUUCACAAUUGAAAAAAGGUUCUCUCUUUCGAAACAUGAUUCGUCCCCAUGUGGAGUUGCGCGACAUAGAACUAACUGAGAGACGUUCACGAAGUAACCCAACCUCAAUCAUAAUCAUCGUCGAGACAAUAUCUGAUGAGAUUCAAGUUUCUCCAAGCGUUCGCAUAGAUAUCAGUCUCCCUCGUUACUUAAGUCAUGGCUCCAUCCGAAAGCUCAUCCAAGAUCAACUCAUCAACCGCCAUUGGUUAGCUCCAAAGAUCUCAAGGGCUGCAACCAAGUUAGGGUUUAGCCGCAGCGAGAUUCUCCAAGAUUCUUUCGUUAGCCACCGUUGGUUAGCUGAUUACCUAGCUUCAGAGAUCUCAUGGGCUGGAGUACGUUUUGGUCGUAACGGUUUAAUCUUGAGCUUCACGGCCAAGGUAACCCCUUCUCCAUCGAAGGAAGAGGUGUUAAAGAGGAUGGCUCAACAAGGGAAGAUGAGCAAAGAAGACUUGAAGAGUUCAAAGAUGGAAACAGAACCGUGUUCCAUCUGUCUCGACAAUCUCGGAGUCUCCCGUGGUUCGAAUUCGAAACAUGGUGUACCUACACGCAUGACGUGUUCUCAUGUCUUCCACGAUGGUUGUCUGUUGGUGUGGCUUCAGCGCAGAAACACUUGCCCCCUGUGUCGGACUGUGCUGUACGAUAGAUCGAUGAUUGGGAAGAAAGGGGGUUGAAAUUAGGGUAGUCUCAAAACUUGGGUCACACGGUUUUUAUAUAUUGUUAAAGAUGUACUUUUUGUGUUUUUAUUUUAGGGUUUUGAAUCAGUUC
This is a messenger RNA of Raphanus sativus (radish), 867 nucleotides long. RefSeq lists its product as uncharacterized. Bases 21 to 773 code for a protein of 250 amino acids. The transcript has a single exon. The record is from RefSeq and is a predicted model, not a curated record. Lineage: Eukaryota; Viridiplantae; Streptophyta; Magnoliopsida; Brassicales; Brassicaceae. Gene Ontology annotation, molecular function: ubiquitin protein ligase activity. Gene Ontology annotation, biological process: protein ubiquitination. Gene Ontology annotation, cellular component: cytoplasm.